Syzygium oleosum is the source of this 4045-nucleotide messenger RNA. RefSeq names its product nuclear matrix constituent protein 1. The coding region runs from base 119 to 3673 and encodes 1184 amino acids. The transcript is spliced from 8 exons. NCBI's taxonomy places the organism in Eukaryota, Viridiplantae, Streptophyta, Magnoliopsida, Myrtales, Myrtaceae. The record is from RefSeq and is a predicted model, not a curated record. Gene Ontology annotation, cellular component: nucleus. Gene Ontology annotation, biological process: nucleus organization.
GGUAGGGUUUUUUUCUCUGUCUCCUGGGGGCGCGCGUGUCUCUCUCUCUCGCGUUCGCUUAUAUGAAUUUGAAGCCGCGAUCUGGUGAAUUCGGCUCUGCUGUGGUCGUCGCGUCCUGAUGUUCACCCCGCAGAGGAAGGUGUGGCCCGGGUGGGCCCUCUCCCCCCGGAGCCGGGCCCCCAGGGUCGGAUCCGGGUCGGGUCCGGAGGACCCGGACCCGGACCCCGGCGCUGGUGGGAAGGGGAAGAGUAUCGUUCCGGCCGAGCCCGUGACUCCUCCUCCUCCUCCUCCUGGUUCGAAUGGGAUGGUCACGGACGGGGGCGGUUCGGCGGGCGACGUUUCGCUGCUCGAGAAGGAGCUUUUCGAGUACCAAUAUAAUAUGGGACUUCUGUUGAUUGAGAAAAAAGAAUGGGCUCUCAAGCAUGAAGAGCUAAGACGAGCAUUGGAGGAAAUAAAGGAUGCUCUCAAACGCGAGCAAGUGGCUCAUUUGAUUGCUAUGUCAGAUGUUGAAAAACGAGAAGAUAACUUGAGAAAAGCUCUUGGUGUUGAGAAGCAGUGCGUGAGUGAUCUGGAGAAGUCAUUGCGUGAGAUGCGUGCAGAAUAUGCUGAAAUUAAAUUUACAGCCGAUUCAAAAUUAGCCGAAGCAAAUGCUUUGGCUGCAAGCAUUGAGGAAAAAUCUCUAGAAGUAGAGGCUAAGUUUCACGCUGCGGAUGCCAAACUUGCUGAAAUAAGCCGAAAGAACUCUGAAAUCGAGAGGAAGUCGCAAGACGUGGAUGCUAGAGGAGCUUCUCUUCGAAGGGAACGGUUAUCAUUCAUUACAGAGCGUGAAGUAUAUGAAACCACUUUGUCCAAGCAGAGGGAGGACUUGCAAGAAUGGGAAAGAAAAUUGUGUGACGGAGAGGAAAGGUUGGGAGAUAGAUUUAGGGUUCUGAACCAAAGAGAGGAGAUGGCAAAUGAGAAGGACAAGAUAUAUAAGCAAAAAGAGAAAGAUCUUGAGGAAGCACAAAAGACGAUAGAUGAAGCUAAUCUAACAUUGUCAAGAAAGGAAGAGGAUAUGAGCAGCAGGCUGGCGAAUUUAAAGUUGAAAGAGAAGGAAUUUGAAACAUUGAGAAAGAACCUAGAAAUUAAAGAGAAGGAGUUGGUUGCUACAGAAGAAAAGCUCAAUGCCAGAGAAAGAGAUGAAAUUCAAAAGCUUCUUGAUGAGCAUGCUCGUGCUUUAGAUGUGAAGAAAAAUGAAUUUGAGUCGGAACUUGAGCAAAAGAGGAAAAAAUUCGACGAGGACUUAGAAAGAAAAGGAUUCGACGUACAGAAGAAGGAAGCUGAAAUUAAGCACAAAGAGGAUAAACUUGUGAAAAGAGAACAAGCAGUGGAGAAGAAAACCGAAAAGCUCAAGGAGAAAGAGGAUGACCUGCAAUUGAAGUUGAAAGAUCUUAAGGAAAGGGAGAAAUCUCUCAAGUCUGAGGAAAAGAAUUUGGAGAAUCAGAAGAAAUCGGUCGAUGUGGAGAAAGAAGAGUUGCUUAGCCUUAGGGCUGCUCUUGAGAAGAUAAGAACGGAAAAUGAAGAACAGCUGGUGAAGAUCCGCAUGGAGAAGGAUCAACUUAAAGUGAGUGAAGAAGAAAGGUCAGAAUUUGUGCGUUUGCAGUCUGAAUUGAAGGAAGAGAGAGAGAACUGCAGGCUUCAAAAGGAGCUUCUUUUGAAGGAAGCUGAGGACUUGAAGCAGCAAAAGGAAGCUUUUGAGAAGGAGUGGGAUGAGCUUGAUGAGAAAAGGACUCAGAUUGAGAAAGAAAGGAUGGAUGCAGAGCGACAAAAAGAAAAAUUUGAAAAGCUCAAACAUAGUGAGGAGGAAAAAUUACAAAGGGACAGGAUGGAGACGGAUGAUUACAUAAAAAGGGAGCUGGAAGAUCUUAAACUGGAUAAAGGAUCGUUUGAAGCCAGAAUGGAGCAUGAGAAUUCAGUUCUUGCUGAGAAGGUGGAAAGUGAGAGGAGUCAAAUGCUUCGUGAUUUUGAACUUCAGAAAAAGGAGCUUGAGACUAAUAUGCAGAAUAAAUGGGAUGAGAUGGAAAAUAAUUUGCUUGGUAGAAUAAAGUCAUUCGAGGAAGAAAAGGAGAGAGAACUAAACAAUAUUAACAACCUAAGAGAAGUAGCCAGAAGAGAAAUGCAAGACAUGAAACAGGAACGAGCAGAAUUGCAAAAGGAAAGGGAAGAAUUUACUGCAAAUAAGAAGCAUCUGGAGGAUCAACAAGUUGAAAUAAGGAAAGACAUUGAUCAGCUUGUUGCACUUAGCAAAAAGUUGAAGGACCAGAGAGAGAAAUUUAUUGAGGAGAGAGAUCGCUUUAUUUCUUUUGCUAAGCAGCAGAGUAGCUGCAACACAUGUGGGGAACUUACUCGCGAAUUUCUGCUUUCCGAUCUACAAUGUAUAUCUGAGAUUGAGAAUGCUGAGCUUUCUCAGUCAAAGUUGGCCGAGGCUUACGUAAAGGAAGAGGCAAAUAUGACCUUUAAUGCUUCUGGAAGGCCAAAUACCGAUACAUCUCCAAAUUUAGUUGGAUCAAGAACGCCUCUCUCCACUGGAACUGUGUCUUGGCUACGAAAAUGCACAACUAAGAUAUUUAGCUUCUCCCCUGGCAGAAAAACUGAUUCCCAUCCAGUUCAAGAUUUGACUCAAGAGGGACGUAUGCAGGGUGAUCAUGUAAAUGUCGAAGACCCUUCCAAAGCAUAUGCUGAAAAUGAUGCUGAGCUCUCUAUUGCGGUAGCAAGUGCUUCUUUUGAUGUCGAGGAGCAUCAGAGGGAGGAUGAAGCUGGUCAAGAUAUUUCAUAUGAUAGCAAUGUCAACAGUAAGAGACAAGAAGUUGCUGAAGAUUCUCAGCCUUCUGAUUUAAACAAUGGUGUCCACCAGCCUCGCAAGAGGGGCAGAGCAAGGGUUAACAGGACGCGUACUAUGAAAGAAGUUGUCAAAGAUGCUAAAACUAUACUUGGGAAAGGUUUUGGUUCAAAUGAAACCGAGCAGGAGAAUGGAAAUGCGGAGGACUCUGCUCCUACAAAUGCUGACAGUCGGGAUGAACCCAGUCUUGCUGACAAAGGAAGACCAAGAAAUGUCCGCAAAAGGGGUCGUGAUAAUGCCACAGGGAGCGAGCAUGAUGCUGAUGACACUGAAGGACAUUCUGACAGUGUGAGGAUGGGCCAGCGAGGGAAAAGGCGGCAAAGAAAUGCUGCUUCUGUUCAAGCUACGGGUGAACAGCGAUAUAAUCUCCGAAGGCCCAAAGGUGGGGUCAAGACCACUGCACCUGGCGUGUCAAAUGACCUGAAUAAGGGCAAUAAGAAAGCAGCUGGUGGAGAAGGUGCAGAGGAGGAAAUUCACUAUGCCAAAGCUGCUCCUGCACUUUCUGUUACAGUUGCUAGUGAAAAUGGUGGAAGUACACACUUUGUGCGUUGUGGCUCAUUGGUGGAUACACAGGAUGGAGAUGCCGAUGGAACAAAGGAGAUAGUCGAGCAUAUGGCAUUGAGUGAGGAGGUGAAUGGGACACCUGAUAAGGGGGACAAACAUGACAAUGGGAGCGAGUCCCUAGGAGUUGAUGCUGCCGCACUCGAUGAAGACGGGGAUGACGAUGAAUGUGAGAACGAGCACCCAGGCGAAGUCUCUAUAGGGAAGAAACUGUGGAACUUUCUCACAACCUAAUCUGGUAGGAUCAUUUUCCGGUCUCGGGAAGAAACCCCCGGGUGGCAGUGUGGCCCCAUCAGCUUCUUUAGAUAACGCUGCUGGAGCUUCCCUGAUGUGUAGUAGCCAUUUAUGUUAGUUCAGCACAUAAAGCUUUUUUCUAGGUUUGGGGAGGAAAGGUUUGGCGCCCCUUUCAUUUAGAAGGUUUCGGGCUUUGAUAUUUUGACCAUUUUUUUCUUUUUGUUUAGGUGAUCUAUUGGCAGUGUUAAUAAUACUGCAUGUCAUGAUGCUCUUUGGUCUCUGGUUUCUAAAUUGUUUGUAUCAAAUACCUGUAAUUUUUCUCUAUUCCCGUCGGCAGUGUGUAAAACCCGUGGAUUUAAUUUUUUUUCUUUU